AUGGGGAGGUGGACGAGCCGCCGAUCUCGAAGCGAUCUCCGCCCCUUUCCUCGUACUCGCCUCCUCUCACGGCGAACUCCAUUCUCCGUGAACGGCGACUCCGCUUCCCAGCUCGAUUACGAUCCUUCGACAGAGUUACUAGGGCUCGAUGUGGAUCCCAACUUAAGGAAUCCAAAUCCUGUUGCGGCGAAACUAAGAUCCUGGUUUGGUCCAAAUGGGCAAUACAUUAGAGAAUUGCCUUGCCCUAGUUGUAGAGGCAGAGGAUAUACACCUUGUACUGAAUGCGGAAUAGAGAGAUUAAGAUCCGACUGUGCCCAGUGCAAUGGGAAGGGCAUUAGAACUUGUUGGCAAUGUUUAGGAGAUUGUGUCAUAUGGGAAGAAUCUAUUGAUGAACGGCCAUGGGAGAAAGCUCGAUCUAGCUCACCGCUAAAAGUUAAGGAAGAUGAUGAAGUUGAUAAACUAGACAUAAAGGUUGAUAUUUCGAGAAGAUCAAAGCGUGUCUACCAGUCACCAUCUCCUGAAGUUAGCUUAAAGAUUAGCAGAUCAUUGAGAAGUCUCAAUGCUAAAACAGGAUUGUUUAGUAAGCGCAUGAAGAUUAUUCACCGGGAUCCUGUUCUGCAUGCGCAAAGGGUAGCCGCAAUUAAGAAAGCAAAAGGUACAGCUGCUGCAAGAAAGCGGGCUUCUGAAACAUUGAAAGCAUAUUUCAGUAAUCCAGAGAAUCGUCUUAAGAGAAGCAUAGCCAUGAAAGGAGUGAAGUUCUACUGCAGCAUGUGUGGGCAAGAAGGACAUAGGAGACACUAUUGCCCAACCCUGAGACAGACUUCAGGUGAGAUGCGUUUCAAAUGCCGGCUAUGUGGGGAACGAGGUCACAACCGUCGGACCUGUGGAAAGUUAAAAUCAGAGGGAGAAAGAAAGAAGAAUCCAAAGAGCUCUCGGCAUUGCACACUUUGUGGACAAAUUGGGCAUAAUUGCCGCACAUGUUCGAAACUCAUCCAGCCAGGAGGGAGUGCUGGUUCAAAUACUCAAAAGGGACAAUUUAUUAUCACUUCGAAACGAACUUAUUCGUGCAGUUAUUGCUUUGUAAAGGGACACAAUAGAAGGGCAUGUCCUAAAAGGGAGGUUAAUACACGGGCUGUUAAAGAGAGAAUACCAGUAACUUAAGCAAUUAAGAAUGGCUAUCAGAUUUUAGUGCUCACAAACUGUGAGAACAUUGACAUUGUACUAACAGAAACUUAGUAUGUUAUGCUUUUUUAUUUUAUUUUAUUUUUGCACGGUGGCUCAAA
Molecule: messenger RNA, 1283 nt
Organism: Ananas comosus (pineapple)
Lineage: Eukaryota; Viridiplantae; Streptophyta; Magnoliopsida; Poales; Bromeliaceae
Exons: 8
Coding region: 1-1161 (386 amino acids)
Biological process (GO): positive regulation of cytoplasmic translation
Cellular component (GO): cytoplasm
Molecular function (GO): mRNA binding; zinc ion binding; translation regulator activity
Source: RefSeq, a predicted model, not a curated record